Eriocheir sinensis (Chinese mitten crab) is the source of this 4885-nucleotide messenger RNA. Its product is annotated as protein toll-like. NCBI's taxonomy places the organism in Eukaryota, Metazoa, Arthropoda, Malacostraca, Decapoda, Varunidae. Gene Ontology annotation, biological process: immune response; toll-like receptor signaling pathway. The transcript has 6 exons. Gene Ontology annotation, molecular function: protein binding; transmembrane signaling receptor activity. Bases 416 to 3082 code for a protein of 888 amino acids. The record is from RefSeq and is a predicted model, not a curated record. Gene Ontology annotation, cellular component: membrane.
CCUACGGUGCAGCGGGCAGGACUCGGAGAGAGGAGUCCAUUGCGCCAGUCAGUCUGAGGCCACGAAAACGGGAGGCUGUCUCGUUCAAGCUGUGCGCGAACCGGGGACUGCGUUUAUUCUUUUCCUCGGUGUAAUCAGGGAGUGACAGAUGAUACGCGUGAAUAGUGUGGCAUGGAAGGGAAGAAGUGAUCGAGGAGCUGUGUUGGAAUGAAGGCGUGAGUGAGGGCGGCGGAGGGUGGUCAUAGUGUCACAGUCGGCCAGGCAAGGCUGAGGGAGGAGCGCUGCCACGGCCCUGCCACCCUGCCAGCCCAGCCCCUACAGCGGUGCCCCCCUGCUGGACUUGUUACUAUGAGGUGAUGCAGGUGCGGAGGUGACCAGACCACACUUAAGAGAGCUGCUGAUCUUCGUGGCUACCAUGAUGCCACAGAUGCUCUGCUGCCUCCUGCUGGGAUGGGCAUGGCUGGUCACUGGUGCUGUUGGGUGUGGCCUGUGUGUGGAGGCUGGUGAGGGUGCACAAAGCUCCUUCACCUGCACAGGGACAGUGGACAGGAAGGUUCAUUACUCAGUGGAGGUGUCCGACGAGGAGUUGCGGCUGUCAUGUUCAGAUGUGGUGGAUGUUGAUUUCUCACUCAUGAAUGGGUGUGAUUUCUCCUCAGUAACACAUGUACAGUUUCUUGGGUGCCCUCUUCCCACAGUUUCAUAUCAGGAAGUCUUGCAGAAAAUUGGUGUGCAGUCAGGGAAUCUCAUAUCAUUAACUGCUUCUGUUGUUGCCAAGAAAGGAGUGUUGACACAGCAACAUCUGCAAGGAUUAAAGGAACUACAGCUUCUGCACUUGGCUGGUAUACAUGCUGUAGCAAACAACUCCUUUACUCAGACAGCCAAGCUAGAGAUUAUAGAAAUUUGUAAUGGUACCUUAAAUGACCUACCACCAUACCUAUUCCAUAAUUUAACAAAGCUUGAGACUGUAAUGCUGCAUCGCAAUGACAUCGUAGAACUUCCACCAGAGUUGUUUUCCAGUACUCCUGGACUUCUUGCAAUCCAUCUUCAAGAAAACAACAUCAGCAGCCUUCAAGAAGGUCUGUUUAAAGGUCUGACAUUUCUGAAAACUUUGAACAUCAGUAAAAACAAGAUUGAAAAAUUGUCCAGUGGUAUUUUUUCUGAUACAUCUGCAAUGGAAACACUAGACCUGAGCAGAAAUUUAAUCUCAGAAAUAGAAACCAAUACUUUUGUAAACACAAUGGUGUUGAAGAGGCUCAACUUAGGCUACAACCAACUGAGGGCCUUGCCUCCAGGUACACUUGAAGCGUGUCAUUCUCUUGAGUGGCUGAAGCUAAACAACAACAACCUGACACAUGCUGGACUCUUCAAUGCCUUCCCUGAGGUCCCUUCUCUCAUCUACCUUGACUUGGGCCAUAAUGAUAUAACUAUUGAAGACAUGUAUAUAUUUGCACUAAAUAAUCAAAAUAAAGUGAAACAUCUGCUUCUAAAUAAUAACAAUAUAAGUGUAAUGCCAGAUGCCCUCAAUUUUGCCUUCAUCAACUUGGAGACCCUUGAUUUGUCAUGGAAUGUAUUUAAGUACUUGGAGUUUAGUGCUCUAAUAUUUUUAACAGAGUCAAUAAAGCUGAAUCUGAAGCAUAACAAAAUAAAAACUUUGGACUUCAGAUGGAGCUCUCUAUCUGUUGAGAAAAAAUUAAACUUGGCCCUGGAGGGAAAUCAGCUUGGAUGUGACUGUGAGAAUUAUGGCUUCCUCAGAGUGUUGCAAGGCAAGCCAUAUCCACUGUUAAAUGAUACGCUGCAUAUUGAAGUUGAAGACAUUGAUGAAGUUUUCUGUCAAUUCUCUGAUGGUGCUAUGGAGAAUCUGAUGGAUGUCACGACAGAGGAUCUAACCUGUCAGUUGGCAAUUGAUGACAUCUGCUCUUUUGCUUGGCGGUUCCAUGAUUCAAUGCUGAUCAUUGAUUGCUCUUACCUGAACCUAACAUCUGUUCAAUCAUUAAACUUCACCGCAUACCAGGACGACGAACAAGAUUUCACUCUUAUCUUGGCCAACAACAGCUUAACGAGCCUAGAUAGCUUGCAGAACUAUAGUAGUCUGCGCAACUUGUCCAUGGCCUACAACAAGCUCUCCUCGCUCAAUGUCUCUCACAUCCCACCUCACCUCAAGGCUCUAGAUGUACGGGGAAAUAAUCUCACCACCCUGCCAUUUGCUGUCCUAAGCCACCUCAACACAACUGAUAUGAGCCUCAAGCUGGGAAGUAACCCGUGGCACUGUGACUGUGACCUCCUUGAUCUGUUCCGAUUUCUUCAUGUCCCCUCACGCAAGGUGAGUGACUUCACACAGUUGCAGUGUGCUGAGGAUGGUGAAGCUCUGAUGAAUCUGAAUGAAAAUGAUCUCUGCCCAUUCUUUCUUCAGCCGAUGGUUAUCGUCACAAUUGUUGCCAUUCUUAUUUUCCUCAUCCUCUUUGCUGUCCUUGGGACAGUCAGUUUCUACAAAUACAAGCAAGGCAUUAAAGUGUGGCUAUAUGCCCACCACAUGUGUCUUUGGGCCAUCACUGAGGAUGAGCUUGAUGCAGACAAGAAGUAUGAUGCCUUCAUCAGCUACUCCCACAAGGAUGAAGAGUUUGUGAUGAAGGUGCUGGUACCGGGCCUGGAGUGUGGGGAGCCCAGGUACCGGGUGUGCCUCCACUACAGGGACUGGGUGCCGGGUGAGUACAUCCAGAACCAGAUCAUGCAGAGUGUGGAGGCCAGUCGCCGCACCAUUGUUGUUCUCUCGUCGAACUUCAUUGAGAGCGUGUGGGGCCAGCUGGAGUUUCGAGCUGCCCAUUCCCAGGCCCUGCAAGACCGCACUAACAGGAUUAUCGUCAUUGUGUAUGGCAAGAUUCCAUCUGAAAAUGACUUGGAUGAGAAACUGAAGUUGUACAUCACCACAAAGACAUAUGUGCGCUGGGGUGACAACAAGUUCUGGGAGAAGCUGAGGUACAUCAUGCCCCACCCUCCAGAUCUUGUACAGAAGAAGCACCGCAAGCGCAGGGACACGGACAAGCUGGAACUAUGCAAGUCCACCUCAAAGCAGGAGGUGUGCUGAACUGCAAAGAAUCUUGUGAUAAUUGGGGUCACUUCGUGUGAAUAUGCAGUCAAGACAAUCGUUGAAGACUUCCAGUGAUUUCAGUGUAUCCCCAUGGAAAUUUGCUCAUUUUUGUGAUUAAUUUUUAGGUAAAAUAUUCAACACAAAGGAUUAUAGUUAUUUCCCAAGAGACUUUGUGAUGGUAUUGGAGUUCACGGAAUUAACCCCCAAAAGGACGGGGAUGGUCGGCAAAAUAUCUCCUCUAUAGUUGAGCAUGUUUUGACAUUUUACCAGAAAUUGCUCAUCUUCCAUUAUCAAUUUCUUAGCUCUGCUUUGACCUGUAGCUUUGAUUUCAAUAGCAUUACACUUUUCCAUCCUUCCUCCUCAAUCUCCUUCAAAGUUGGUAUUGCUGUGGUGAAGUGAUGAAGUGGAGAAUUUUUUUUCGCAUAGCAGGCCUGUGACUGGAGUGGUGCAUGAGGUGGCGUGGCAGGUUGUGGCAAGUUGCUGAAUACUCAUAUGUGCUCCUUAUUUUCCUUAUCCUCAAGUAAGGAAUCUAAUGAUGAGAAACAAAAACACACAUGCUGUCAAAAGAAGACUAAGGAUUGAGGGGAGGAGUUCUGUAUUAGGUCUAAAGGCAGGCUGACACACAAAUACCUACGACAAGCUCAAAUCAAGACUGUUAAAGGCAGACCAGAAAAGUCCAUCACCCGUCCUUUAGGGCUUGAUGUCAUGAGGGUUGAAUAUGUGGUACUCACUCAAUUAGUUGUAAACAGUGAUGGCAUGCACAUGUACAGAUUUUGUAGGCUGAAAAAUGCUACAGAAAAUAGUGAAUGCAUUUUUCAAAAGUUUGGCUAGUUGAAAAUGCUGUUGUAGGGCUCGUGUGAUUCUUUAUUCGUGUUGUGGUGAGGUAAGUUGAGAGCCCAGCAAAUUUUUUUUAUGACAGCAUAAAGGCUUUUGUCUAAUGGGUGUAUUUUGGUACUGUUCUGCAGUGGAGGACUGAAUAGAAAGUUUGUGCUGGUAAGGACAACUCAUGAAAUUUUUUAAUUCCUUGCUUCUAUCAGGUAGGGUUCCUCAUUCAUGGCAGGUGUCUCAGAUCUUUGCUCUCUACUUGUCAUUAAUAGGGAAGUCAAUGGAGGGACACUGAACUAUGCCAUGUUUAUAAUGCUACUCUUGCCUGAGUCGUGAUGUCUUGAUGUGGUGUAGCAGUCACUCCAUGCACAUGACUCUAGCUGUGAGUCAUGCAUAUAUAAUUUCUUGACAAAUUCUAUAUAAUUAUGCAUUUGGGCAUACCAGGUGUGUGGGUGCGUGCGUACCUGGUGUGUGUGUGUGUGGGUGUGGGUGUAUGUGUGGGUGCGUGCGUACCUCAGGUGUGUGUGUGUGUGUGUGUGUGUGCAUACCUGGUGUGUGUGUGUGUGUGUGUGUGCAUACCUGGUGUGUGUGUGUGUGUGUGUGUGCAUACCUGGUGUGUGUGUGUGUGUGUGUGUGUGUGCGUGUGCGCGUGUGGGUGCGUGCGUGUGCGCGUGUGGGUGCGUGCGUGUGCGUGCGUGUGUGCGUGCGGCGUGCGUGCGUGAUGUAUAGCUGUAUGCCUCCUUGGAGUGGCCUACACAUUAGUAUUCUCUAUUCUUCCAUUGUGCUGUCCUCACAUUUCAAAUUACAGACUGUGAUAUUAGCAUAAAAGAUUGUACUUAUUUCUACAAAAGUUAUUAUUUUGAUGUAUAUGUUAUCUGUUAACAAAAAUUAUUAUUUCAAAGAAAGUUUAACUAAAAUUUCUAUCUCCAAAUUAAUUGUAUAUAAUUACUUUUAUAAAUAUUUACAUUAAUAGAA